AUGGCGGCCACUCUCGGGGUCGGCUCGGAUCUCAUGCUCUCGGGCAUUCGCCUUCGUGGUCGAUCCUCCCACUACCUCGGCCACUACCCCCCGUACUUCACCUCCUACGCACGAUGCCCUCGGCGAAUGCCAAUCGCGGCACGCAACUUUUCCUCCAACGCAGGCAAGAGGCCGCGCUUCUCCCGGCGGCUCGGAGAGGCGCUGCGCAACACCAAGGUCCAUUGGUAUCACAUUCCCAUCGGCCUCGGCAUUGGCUUCAUUGGCUCUGUGCAGCUCUACAAGACAGCGGCAAGGGAGCACGAGAAGCGAAAGGUGCAGGGUGACGAGGAUGUUGCCGGAUGGCAGACGCCGCGGCCCAGGGUGCGGCCAGAUGGGCCAUGGCAAGUUCAGGUCAUGUCGUAUCUGCCGCUCAAGGUCAUGUCACGGCUAUGGGGCCGUUUCAACGAACUGAACAUUCCCUACUACCUCCGGGUACCUGGGUUCCGCCUCUACUCCUUCAUCUUUGGCGUCAACCUCGACGAGGUCUCGGAACCUGACUUGCACAUCUAUCCUAACUUGGCUUCCUUCUUCUACCGGACUCUCAAACCCGGAGUGCGGCCUCUGGAUCCCGAUCCCAAUAUUCUCCUCUCCCCCUCUGACGGCAAGGUUCUCCAGUUUGGGCGCAUCGAAGGUGGCGACAUCGAACAGGUCAAGGGCAUGACGUACAGCAUCGACGCUUUGCUGGGGAAGUCGCGGCCGACAUCGAGCGUGCGACAUCAUUCCUCGGAUGAGAGACGCGAUCGAGGCCACGAGAGUCAGCCACACAGCCACGCCAGUGAGAUUGUCGAGCAGGAGGAGGAGUUUGCGCGUGUCAACGGCAUCUCGUACACGCUCCCUGACCUCCUGACCGGGCCGAACAAGGACGAUGUUCAGCAAGCCGCGAUAGACGAGUCGACGGAAGUCUCGCAGCGAGCCAUCUCCGAGGUUCGCGCGGACCUGGCUCUUGGGGAGAAGGCUUGGUACCAUGUCCUAUCCGAGAACAAGUCGACGUCGCUCUACUACGCCGUGGUGUAUCUUGCCCCUGGCGACUAUCACCGGUUCCACUCUCCGACGAAUUGGGUGGUCGAACGACGACGGCAUUUCGCCGGCGAGCUUUUCAGCGUUUCGCCCUAUCUGCAGCGAACGCUACCUGCACUUUUCACGUUGAACGAGCGCGUCGUGCUCCUCGGUCGCUGGCGGUACGGCUUCUUCAGCUACAUUCCCGUCGGCGCCACCAACGUCGGAUCCAUCAAGGUCAACUUCGAUCGCGAGCUGCGGACCAACAGCUUGACGACGGACACGAUGGCCGACCACGCCGCCGACGAAGCGGCAAAGCGCGGCGAACCCUACCACGGCUUUGUCGAGGCCACGUACGAAGGCGCGAGCGCCAUCCUCAAGGGGCACGCGCUGCGACGAGGCGACGAAAUGGGCGGCUUCCAGCUGGGAAGCACCGUCGUCCUCGUAUUCGAGGCGCCGCCGGAGAUUGGCGAGGAGGGCAAGGCCAAGACGGCAUGGGAAUGGUGUGUGGAGAAGGGGCAGAAGAUAAAGAUGGGCGAGGCCCUCGGCCGAAUCAUUCACAAAUAA
This is a messenger RNA of Drechmeria coniospora, 1602 nucleotides long. Its product is annotated as phosphatidylserine decarboxylase proenzyme 1. The record is from RefSeq and is a predicted model, not a curated record. Gene Ontology annotation, biological process: phosphatidylethanolamine biosynthetic process. The coding region runs from base 1 to 1602 and encodes 533 amino acids. Gene Ontology annotation, molecular function: phosphatidylserine decarboxylase activity. The transcript is spliced from 2 exons. Gene Ontology annotation, cellular component: mitochondrion. NCBI's taxonomy places the organism in Eukaryota, Fungi, Ascomycota, Sordariomycetes, Hypocreales, Ophiocordycipitaceae.